AUGGAAAUAUUUAAUUUUGGGAAAUAUAAUGGAAAGAGUUUUGAAGAAGUUUAUGAAAAACAUAAGUCAUAUGUAUCAUGGGUUAAAAAGCUAGAUAACCCUACAGGAUCAUUAAUAUUAUUUAAAAAUUAUAUUUUACAAAAAGAAGGUGAAAAAAAUGACAACAAUAUAAAAAGUCAGAAAUCAAAUAAUGAAAAUAUAUGUACUAUGUUUGAAAAAAAAAAAACAAAUGAAAAUAAUAACUUAUGCGAUAAAGGAAAUAUAUACGAUUCGUACGGUAAAAAUAAAAAUAUAAAUAAUGAUGAAAAAAAAAUUAUAGAUAAAAUGAGCAGUAGUGAAUAUAAAAAUUUUGAACAAAGUAUUAUGAAUCAAAUAAGUAAUAGUAACAACCAAAAAGAAGAAAAAAUAGAAUUAGAUAUAAUAGUUGCAUUUGAAAUAUUUAAUGAGGACUAUUUUAAAAUAGUACAAAAAGAUAAUAAUACAAGAAAAUUUGUAGGUUUUAAAAAUUUUAUAUCUAAGGAACUUUUUAAAAUAAUAUCUGAAUUUAAUCCUACCAUAAAGAAAAUUAAUAACUACUCUUGCAUUACAUUUGAAGCAGAUCAAUAUGAAUAUAUUUUGAAUAAUUUAAAAGAAAAAUGUACUAUAUUAGGUGGUGUGCAUACAAUACCUAAUUUUUUGUUAAAAUGUUUUAAAAAUUAUGCCAAAUUUUCAGAACCUAAAAAAAUAUGUGAAAUGACUGCAAAUAUAUUGACAAAUACUAUGUGUAGUUAUACCAAAGAGCAUUACGAUAAAUUAGAUGUAUUAUUAGGUGAAAAAUUAAGUACCGAAUUAAAAAAAUUUCAAAGAGAAGGAGUUUAUUUUGGGUUAAAAAAAAAUGGAAGAGUAUUAAUAGGAGAUGAAAUGGGAUUAGGAAAAACAUUACAGGCCUUAGCUUUAAUGGCAUUUUAUCAUAAUGAUUGGCCUUUUAUUGUUGUUUGUCCUUCUUCAAUUAGAUUUCAAUGGAAAGAUCAAGCUCUCAGAUGGUUAUCUCAUUUAAUAAGUGAAGAUCAUAUAUGCGUUGUUAAAAGUGGUAAAACGGACAUACCUCCUAAUUGUAAAAUGAUUAUAAUUUCUUAUGAAUUAAUAACGAAAAAUGAUAAAUAUCAAAACAAAUACAAGAGUAUUAUAUGUGAUGAAUCUCAUUACUUAAAAAAUUCGUUUUCUAAAAGAACUAAAGCUAUUACACCAAUUAUAAAAGGUGCGAAGAGAUGUGUUUUGUUAUCUGGAACUCCUGCAUUAAACAAGCCUUCUGAAUUGUAUGAACAAGUUUCUAGUAUAAUACCAAAUUUAUUUAAUUAUCAUGAGUUUUGUGAUAGAUACUGCUUUAAAGAUAAAAAUAUAUAUACAAGAAAAAUAGAGUAUGUUGGAUGUAAACAUACAGAAGAAUUACAUUUAUUUUUAACAAACACAAUAAUGAUAAGAAGAUUAAAAAAAGAUGUACUGAAAGAAUUACCUGAAAAAUUGAGAUCUAAAAUACCUGUAGAAAUACCACCAAAGGAAUUAAGUGAAAUUUUAACUUAUUAUAAAAAAUUAGAAAUGAAAAAAAAUACUAGUAUAGAUGAAUUUGAUGAAGUUCAUUUUUCACAAAUGAAUAAUUCAAAAUCAGAGGAUGGUGAAGAAGAAAAUGUAUCAAUUUCUCACUUAUUUAAAAUGACAGGAUAUGCCAAAGUGAAGGCUAUAAAAGAUUAUAUUUCAUAUUUGAUUGACGCCGAUAUCAAAUUUCUAUUAUUUUGUCACCACAAACUAGUGAUGGAUGAAAUAGAAGAAUUUCUAAAAGAAAAAAAGACUUUAUUUAUACGUGUUGAUGGAUUAACUUCAAUGGAUAAGAGAGAAUUGUAUAUUAAAAGCUUUCAACAAAAUGAAGACAUAAAAAUUGCAUUGUUGUCUUUAACCGCUUGUGGUAUUGGUUUAAAUUUAACUGCAGCUAAUACAGUAGUAUUCGGUGAACUGUAUUGGGUUCCAGGACAAAUAAUACAAGCAGAAGAUCGUGCUCACAGAAUAGGAACUACUCAUGAAAAUGUAAAUAUCCAUUAUUUGAUUGCACAAAAUACUAUUGAUGAAAUAGUAUGGAAAAUUAUUAAUAGAAAAUGGAAUACCUUAACCACUGCAUUAAAUGGAAUGGAAGAUUCAUUAAAUGUAAAAGAGGUAAAUAAAUUUGAUGAGUUCAUGGUUGAUUUAACAAAUGAUCAUAAUAAAUCAUAUCCGUCUUCUUUAGUUAAUACACCAAAAGUCAGGAGAAGAUCUUCCGAAUUUCGAUCAUUUGAUAGUAAUGGUAAUAAUAAUAAAAAACAUAAAGAUAUAAGGGACUUCUUCAAGCCUCUUAAUAAAUCUGUUGAGAAAUCCAACAUUAAUUCAAAAAAAAAAAGAUCUUAUAACUCUCCUAUUAAAGAUUCUUCUUCAAGCACUUCACCAAAUAUUUUCAACAAAAAAUUUAAAAAUGAAAUAAUUUAA
Plasmodium relictum is the source of this 2490-nucleotide messenger RNA. RefSeq names its product DNA helicase, putative. NCBI's taxonomy places the organism in Eukaryota, Apicomplexa, Aconoidasida, Haemosporida, Plasmodiidae. Gene Ontology annotation, molecular function: ATP-dependent chromatin remodeler activity; ATP binding. Gene Ontology annotation, biological process: DNA repair; replication fork processing. Bases 1 to 2490 code for a protein of 829 amino acids. Gene Ontology annotation, cellular component: nuclear replication fork. The record is from RefSeq and is a predicted model, not a curated record. The transcript has a single exon.